AUGGGGCUCCGAGGCCAGAAGUUCUGGCUCUACAAUUCCGUGCAUCCCAUCCCGCUUGCUGCGAUUCCCCACCCAGUACCCAGCAGCGAGAGCCUGGCACAUGCUCGCCUCCUCCCGCAGGCUCCCACCAGCUACGCCCACCCGCGCACCAAAUACCGGCAGCCCUCGGGAAAGCUACCUGGAUGCAGCCGACCCUCUGGAGGACCAAGGCUGACGCGAACGCGGCGGCGCGGCGCUGGGCUGAGGCGCUCCGCGAGCCCGCUGGCCAUGGAGUACGUCAACGACUUCGACCUGCUCAAGUUCGACGUGAAGAAGGAGCCCCUGGGGCGCACCGAGCGCCCGGGCCGCCUCUGUACGCGCCUGCAGCCUGCUGGCUCGGUGUCAUCCACGCCGCUUAGCACUCCGUGUAGCUCGGUGCCCUCGUCGCCCAGCUUCAGCCCGACGGAGCAGAAGACCCACCUGGAGGACUUGUACUGGAUGGCGAGCAACUACCAGCAGAUGAACCCCGAGGCGCUCAACCUGACUCCCGAAGACGCGGUGGAGGCGCUCAUCAGCUCCCACCCAGUGCCCCAGCCGCUGCAGAGCUUCGACGGCUUCCGAGGCGCGCACCAUCACCACCACCACCACCACCCACACCCGCACCACGCGUACCCGGCCGCCGGCGUGGCCCACGACGACCUGGGCCCGCACGCGCACCCGCACCAUCACCACCAUCACCAAGCGUCGCCGCCGCCGUCCAGCGCUGCCAGCCCCACGCAGCAGCUCCCCACCAGCCACCCCGGGCCCGGGCCGCACGCAGCGGCCGCCGCGACGGCAGCAGGCGGCAGUGGCAGCGUGGAGGACCGCUUCUCCGACGACCAGCUCGUGUCCAUGUCAGUGCGCGAGCUGAACCGCCACCUGCGGGGCUUCACCAAGGACGAGGUGAUCCGCCUAAAGCAGAAGCGCCGGACCCUGAAGAACCGGGGCUACGCCCAGUCGUGCAGGUAUAAACGUGUCCAGCAGAAACACCACCUGGAGAAUGAGAAGACGCAGCUCAUUCAGCAGGUGGAGCAGCUUAAGCAGGAGGUGUCCCGGCUGGCCCGCGAGAGAGACGCCUACAAGGUCAAGUGUGAGAAACUCGCCAACUCCGGCUUCAGGGAGGCGGGCUCCACCAGCGACAGCCCCUCCUCUCCCGAGUUCUUUCUGUGAGUCGUGGCCGCUCUCGGCCCCCGCCCUUGCCCCCCACCUGGACUCCCCGUCCUGUAUCCUCAGCCCUGGACCUUCCCGGACCCUGACCCUGCCAUGGCCCCAGCCUUGACCCGUUUGACUUGGAGAGGGAGGAAGGGCUCGAGGGCUGCGGGUGACGGGAGGGCGCGCGGGUGGGUAGGGGACCUCCGCCAAGGCGAGGGCAACCCGUGCCAGCGCCGCCUCCUAGACUCGAGCAAAGCCAGACAGACCAGGGGGUGGGAGGUCCUCAAGCAACUUUUCUCCAGGCUGCAGGACAGCGAGGCAUAGUCCUCCAGACUCGCCAAGGCCUGGCUUUGUGAACUUUGCGCAUUAAGCGCGGGCCGCUUCUUCGCUGCCGGGAGCGCAGUUCGCCCUAGGAAGAGAGCAGCAAGGAGAGGAGAGAAGGGAGACCCUGGCGUGCCCGCAGGCUCCAGAGGAGGCUGAGCCCAGGAAGGAAGGACAAACGGACCUAGCUGUUCAGGGUCCUCAGAACCUUGGCUGUCAGCCUGGGGCCGCGCGCGGACCUCUGUUAAGACGCGCGGCGCGCAAAUCUCAUCAGUUUUAUUGCCUGCUCGAUGAUAUAGAAAAAAAUACGAAAAUCUGCAUUAAAAAUAUUAAUCCUGCAUGCUGGACAUGUAUGGUAAUAAUUUCUAUUUUGUACCAUUUUCUUGUUUAACUUUAGCAUGUUGUUGACCAUGAAUCAUAACCCUCCCUGUUUCUUUGGGUGGAAGGAAUCGCACGCCGACGGGAGACUCCGGCUGCUGCAUGUGCGGUUCUGGGUUUCAGUCCCCGGGCUGCUGGCUUGUAAAUAUCCACCUCGCCAACUCGCCUAAAGAACGUGGCGUCAAGCAGAGUGUGUCUUUGUUUGGGUUUAUUAUUAUGGCUUUGUUUUUUAUUUUUAUUUUUGGUAAGUAGAGACCGGCACUUUGCAUCAGCAUCAGAAAGCAACUUUGUCUCGGGCACCCUGGAAGUAGCAAGUUCUCUCUUUCUUCCUCGCCUCCAUCCAGUCCGCUGCCCUAUCGCUUUGGUUUUCCAGUUUCGUCGGGCUUUGAGAAGGAGAGGAUUCAGUCUCAGCCCCGAGUACCAGGGCAAGGGCAGCUGCGAACUUGCGCACCUUUGAGACCCGACGGGUCCCGCUUGUAAGAUCCUCUCCUAGUCUGCAGACCAAACUGACUCUCCAAGGAGAAAGGAAAAGAGCUCUUGUUUGCUUUUGAGUGUUACAAGAAUCACCCCAGGGCCCCUUUGCCACCUCCAAGGCCCGAACUAAUUGUAGCGGCCGCUGAGAGGGAGCCCUUGAUCACCCGAACUUGCAUCGACCACCACGCUCUGAAUGUACCGAAAACCCCACCCUGGGCAAGUCAUUUUUGCAACUUUUGCAAGUGUGUUCUUGAGAUCAACUCGUUCUGUGCGUUUCUUUGCCUGCUUUUGAAAUAGCCGGCGAGAUGUUGGUGGGAUCCGCCCCUCCCCCCUCCCCCUUCGGUUGUAUAAUAGUUAAAGGGAAGAUCUGGGUGGCUUUAUUUUUUAAUUAUUAUUGUUACUUUUUCCCCCCUGCAGGUCAGUAAAAGGAUUUAAGUUGCACUGACAAAAAUACCAAAAUGAAAGCAUAUUUUUUAGUCCCCAUUUGAAAUUGCUGGCGCUGCUGGCCGGAUGCAUUUUUGAGUUUGUAUUAGUUGAUAAAUUAACAGGAAUAACAAGAUUGUAUGAACAGCAUGGUGCUUGCAGUUUUAAAUAUUGUGGAUAUUCGUCCUGCAUCAAAAAACGAGCUUCGGUUUUUACGGAUUCAACUGUGUUGAAAUCAAACUUGCCGCAAUGGAAAUUGUUUUUAUUUCAUGUAAAAUAAGGGAUCAAUUUCAAGCCCCUGCUUAUGAUAUGAAAAAUAUUAAAACCUAGUCUAUUGUAGUUUUAUUCAGACUGGUUUCUGUUUUUUGGUUAUUAAAAUGGUUUCCUAUUUUGCUUAUGAAA
Molecule: messenger RNA, 3168 nt
Organism: Echinops telfairi (small Madagascar hedgehog)
Lineage: Eukaryota; Metazoa; Chordata; Mammalia; Afrosoricida; Tenrecidae
Gene: MAFB
Product: MAF bZIP transcription factor B
Exons: 2
Coding region: 1-1188 (395 amino acids)
Biological process (GO): regulation of myeloid cell differentiation; regulation of transcription by RNA polymerase II
Cellular component (GO): nucleus
Molecular function (GO): RNA polymerase II cis-regulatory region sequence-specific DNA binding; DNA-binding transcription factor activity, RNA polymerase II-specific
Source: RefSeq, a predicted model, not a curated record